Messenger RNA from Oldenlandia corymbosa var. corymbosa, 843 nucleotides. The record is from the annotation of a GenBank genome assembly. Lineage: Eukaryota; Viridiplantae; Streptophyta; Magnoliopsida; Gentianales; Rubiaceae.
AUGUUUUCUGUCCCUUCCCCUGUUUGUUUAUAUCUUGUCCCGGCGACAACGCCACCGGAGGACUUGUCGACGACUGAAUCGAGAGGAAACUGGGAGGCUACAAUUCAAAGGUGUGUGGAAACCCCUUCCAAUAGGGGACCAACCAUAGCAGUCCAUACAUUCGGCGAUCCACCAACAAUUGAGUGCUCCUUGCUAGAGGAAUUCACUGCACAGUUGACAGAAAUUGACAGUGUGAGGCUGAUGAGUGCUGCCUCAAUGACCUACUUAAUGUGUUCGAGAGAGUUGAGACAGGAACUUGUCCAGGCACGAGCUGAAAGAGACCAAGCAUUGAUCGAGAAGGUUGCUCUCGAGAAGAAGGCCCAGCAAGUGGAGGUCAAGGAGCAAGAACUAGCCUCUGUGCAGGCUAAGUAUAAUGAACUGGACAAAAAGCUCAAGGAAUACGGUAAUCUGCACAUCUCAAAGGAUCUUCCCAAGUGGUGUGCUGCUUUCUGGUUCAGGAUGCUAUCGACAGGUGAAAUGGCGGCGGUUAUCGAGGAGAUUAACAUGGCCGCCACCAAAUACGGAGGCCAUGGAGUUGCAGUUGCCGGUCUCAAAAGCUUCCUUUGUGGGGCCCUGGCCAAGAUGAGCAUUCCUGGAGAUGUUGGUGCAUUUCUGAGUGAUAUCGCCGCUGUCCUAGCUCGAGGAUUUGGUGAGGAAUUGCCUAUCCCUGAUGUUCCCGAUGAGUACAUUGGCAUCGAGCUCGAGGAUGAGGAUGAUGUGACCUCAGAGGAAAGGGAUACUGGCAACUCUGGAGCCAAGGACAAGGAUCCUCCGGUCGAGGGAAACGCUGGAGGAGCUACUUGA